UUCAAAUUGGAUCUAGUUCGAAUAAAAAAAAAUAUUUUAUUUAGAUAUCGACUGCUGGUUUAGCGGGUGAUAAGUAAUUAUUUUGCACGUCCAUUACUUGUGGAUAAAUAAACAUGGCGGAUGAUAUUUCUGACAAGCGGCGAAGGUCAAAGAAAAAGAGAUCGAGCUUACUGACUUGGAAAAAGAAGUUUAACAUAAAGAAAAGAUUCACGAAUAAACUUCCUUUACAUCGUCGAUACAUCAGAGCAUUAAUGUCUGGUUGGUCCAUGUCGGACGUCAGAUCGAUGUUAACCCAAUAUGAGAUCACAUCAAUGUUAAAGCAGCUUUCUAUCAUGGCUGAUAAAUCUCGACCUUCUUGUCCAACUGUCAGUCAGGAUCUUGGAGAAUUGUUUAGAAAGUUAUCAUGUACUGACAUGAAAAUUAUUUGCUGUCAACUUUCAGAAGAAGAUUGUCGUUCCCACCAUCACAAGCCAAGUGACCACAAAGUAUAUCAAGCACACAAAGCAUUGUUACUUUCUCGGUGGCCAUAUUUUCGGAAUAUAAUGAAAAAUCAGAUUUCUCAUCAAAAUAGAAGAUCAUAUGAAGAAAGUUUACUCAGGAGUACAGAUGUAAAUUAUGAAUCAUCUUUGUCUGAAAAUAAUGAAAAGACUAUGGAUAUAUGCAUGCAGAAAGUUUGUAUCUAUGGAAUGACUUAUGAUAAAAUAACGGAAAUACUCGGGGAGAUUUAUGAAGGGAAAAAGUGUGGAAUAAUGCAGUCCAAUCCGAGAAAGUUACUGCCAUUACCUACAACAGAUGAUAGUUUCCAUCUAAGAAAUUCAAGAGGGAAACAAACACUCAGACCAACAUUGAUGGAAUGUGAACAGCCAAUCAUACCACGUAGAAAUGUAGUUCGGAGAAAGCAUAAACAAAGAUUUUCAAUGGAUGAAAGGAUCUUAUCAAAUCAGCAUAUUGCUAGUGGAGCAACAAGUGGUCAACAGACGAAAUCAUGCAAGUUUACACCAAGUGAUGUAAUGCAAUCGGCUUCUUCUAAUCAGUAUGUAACAGCGUUUAAUCAAUCUGCAGUUGAACAAAGGACUCAUGGUAAUCGCAUUGACAAAGAUGUUCCACAUAUCAUAUAUGAUGACUUAGCAAAGAUGUACUCUGAUGCUGAGUCAGGAUUAGGCGAUACAAAGAUCAUUUUUUCAUCUGAUUUAUCUUCUGGUUUUACAUCAUGGAUGACUCCUCAUCCCAGAAGAAGAGAUAUCAAUAACCAUUAUCAAGCCUGGAUUUCACAUUACGAAUCACCAAGUUUUUAUCAUUAUUCAUCAAGAGAAUGGCAGGAUCCUCUUUACUGCCACCGAGCCGUAUUAUCAGCGCGAUCAACAUACUUCCGAAGACUAAUCGAAAAACAGAUGUCAUCAGCAAGCUGGUGGGAAACCUCGUCUUCAUCUGUUUUUACUUUGGAAAUCGAUGGAAAUGUUAUUCCACCAAAGUAUAUGGGUGCAGUUUUAUACACUAUGUAUACUGAUAAGAUUGAUCUUCAACGCAUAUAUGACCGAGCUGGACAACGUGGAAUGCCGAUGGGAGGGUCAUCAAAUCAAUUCUUCUUGAGAGAUGCCCUAAUGCUGCAUCUUAUUGGUCGCUUUAUUGAGUUCCCACAACUUGUUUGUGGUUGCGAAGAGUUUAUUGUUGACAAUCUUGAUCAAAACAAUCUGUUGCAAGUUCUACAUUGGACUUCGUCACCUAACGGAUCUGAAUGGGUCAAACGACAAGUCUAUAAUUUUAUCAGAGAAAGGUUUUCAGAGCUUCUAAGCAGUGGAGUUUUAUUUGAACUUGAUUUAUUGCACAUUACUGAAGUUUUGAGUUCUGAUUAUGUCAAUUCAUCUGAACUUGAUAUAUUGAAAUGUGCUUUGCGAUGGGGUGAACAUGAAUUACUUAGAAGAAUCGAACAAAGAGAGCCAAAUUUAUUGACGCAUACUGCUCACAGCGUCAGUCGAAGUAAGUCAGCCUCAGCACGUCGCAGAGAACUUAUUUCAGCAAGAAUUGAGGAAUUACAUGAAUGUACGGCUCCUGUACUUGCUUGCGUUCGAAUGCAACAUCUCCUUCCAUUGAAUCAUGAAUUGUUUACAAAUGCAGUGAAACGGGGAGUUAUCAGUCGUCCACCUGCUGAUUUGUUAGAACAUAUCAAUGAUAGAGAAGGAUGUGCAAGACAGUGGAUCAAAUCGAGUGUCGACUUUGUUCCUCCAAGAUUAUUUCAACCUUACAUGGAUGAAACCAAGAACAUUUUGGAUGAAAGAUUUGCUCAAGACAGCGAUUGCGUGAGUUUACGAUCAGUUCAUAACUUUCCACGAGAUCAAACUUGGUGUUCAGUAAGACACCAGAUGGAACUGACAACUCACGGAAUCCCAGAUGCUCUGUACAUGGUUGGACAAGCAAGACUUCCUUCUCGACGUCGCUAUGGGAAUCGAGAUUUGCUUCUGAACUUUCCUCCCAAACAUGAAAAUCUUCCACAGCAUACAUCUGAACCAACAAAGUAUAUUGGAAAAUAUUACCCAGUUCCAGAUAAAGAUAUAUUGAAAGAAUUAUUUGCUCGUGAGAGAGAACUUCGAUCUACGUAUAUCGUCAACAAAGUAUUACGUGCAUGCAUAGAUUGUUGUCAUGGCAAUAGCAAAUUAUUUGGAGGAAGUAUAGGAAAAACAUUGGGAAGAUCUGAUCUGACCAGCGAAGAUGUAGUUGACUCUGAUGAUACUGAAUAUUGUAAUCGGUGUUCGGCAAUCCGAUUGGUCCGUCUCUACGUAGUGCGAGAACGAGAUCUUGCUGAUUGUGCCAUCGACGUGUUACAACAACCGGAACUGUAUUAUACUUUCAAUGAACUGAGAAGCGCCAUUAUAUCUGAUGCUCCUGUUAUGAAUCCGCUACGACAGGGGCGUCUCACUCGACCACUCACCAGAGUCGAAAACCUGUUUCCCUCAAGACAAAUAAAUACCAAUGAUUCAAUAAACAAUGGCCGUCGCUGUUUUACUGAAAAUCAAUUGCUCGAUUUGGAAUCUACGGAAUUACAAUUAUCGGACCCUCAAGCCACUUCUUCUGAAUCAAAGUCGAGAAAAGGGUUUGCUUCUCGUACUGAAGGUGUUAAUGUCGUGCGUACACAUCACAGUGAUAAAAUUUUAAAUCGCUCUUUUCCUCCCCCUAGUGUCGAUCCUAAUAUUUUAAACCUGCAACAAAAUCUUGAGAGCAAUUCUGAAUUAUCAUCAUCCUCUAGUGACGAAGGAAACGUCAUCCAGAUGCGACGUAAACGAAGAAGUCUGUCUCGAAAAGGUUCCUCAAGUACAACCUCUUAUCACUCAAUACCUGAUGUUGCGGCAUCUGCCAAUUCGUCAUUACAGAGAUUGCGCAAUUCAGUAAAAUCAAGACAGGAUGGGCCACGGAAUUCACCACUUGUAACAACAAGCCAAAAUUUUACCCCCACUGUCCCAUCUUUACCUCCUAAUGAUUACUUCGCGAAAUUGACUGAAACAGAAACUUGCGAUUCUUCAACCUCUAGUUGUGAAGAAAAUACGUCGGAAAACGAUGAUUUUGCUCAUGGUGCAAAACACCAGAUUGUAUCAGAUCUCACAGAAAAUGAAUUCUUAGGUCUCACUUCUUCUAUGUUACCAAACACGUCUGGAACAGAUUUCAGUAUGAAUGUCUAUCCUACCUCAAUGCAAUUGCGAAGUGAAUUACCGCCUGACGUUCCACCAAGAUCUAGUACGAAGAUACGCCCACCUAGACGACGCCCACUUUCUACCGGCAUGUCAGAAUUAUUUAACUCCAGUUUGAGCUUCAUUGAUGACAACAUGGAUUCAAGUGAAGACAAUUUAAUUAAUAGUGAUGUCACAAUUGUUCCAAAUAACAACCAAUCAGCCUGUGGGCAGCUUCAACAGUCUGAGAUGCCCGAAUUACUGAAAGAUGGUACACUGCCCCGACAAAACGGAAUAUCGUCGUUCGAAAAACCUGAUAUUUAUCCAAGCGAAACAGACUGUAACAUUGAAGAACAAUGUGGACAAUAUUUUUUCUGUUCGCUCACUCGUGAAAAACUUUCAAAAACUAGAAGCAAUGGCGAACAAGCCACGACAUCACGAAAUGGAACUUCAUUUUCUUUUGCAUUAAGCGAACAGAAAAAACAAAAUUCACAUCAUGUGAAAAUUAAUGAAAGCAGCGAAAGUUCAAAUUUAAACGAAAAUGAAAAUAUUUUAUUCAUAUAAGAAUUGAAUUUCAUGUUAUAUUAGUACUGUAUUGCUUAUAUUUUUGUUCCAAUCAAAUUGUAAGCCAAUUAAAUUCUACGGCUGGAAGGUCGCCUACUCUCAGCAGCAUUGUUGGCCAGUAGAUAAACCUUGAAAUAGGAUAUUGUUAUAUUUUAGUCAUCUGUUAUUAACUGGAUUGUGAAGUCAAGAGUCUUAAUUUGACAUGUUUCCACCAGAGUCCAAUUUUCAAAGUACCUGAAAUUCUGAUUUCUCUGGUCUGGAUUUCAACUUUCAAAGAAAUUGGAAUCUCCCGCAAAAACUCAAAAAGUAUUAAGUUUACUAAGCAUUUUUAGCAGUCUAUUAAAAAGACUUGCAUACGCAAAUUUCUUCGUUAUUAAAAUUCAAAUUUUAAAAGCUGGAGUCAGGGAGUCAAAAUUUUUUACGAUCCGAAAUUGAAUUUUUUUAUUAACCAAGGAGUUGCGGAUAAAUUUGCUCCAGGUUCACAGCCAUAGUUGUUAAAAAGAUUUCUUACAAUUGCGAACUAUAUGCUGCGAAUUUUUAUGCCCUUCAUUCAGUGGUAACUUGUGACCAACUAUAUAAUUGUUUACUAUUGAUAACUACCUGUAAAGUAGUUUUAAUCAACACUUAUUCAAUAGGAUAGGAUAAAAUUAUAGCAUUCACUUCCUCAAAUCUAAUAAUGACUCACAACCAUAAAUAUUCCAGGGAAAGAAAAACUGGUAAGACUGCUUGAUUGGCAAAACGCGAUCUCUCACCUUUUUGCUAGUCCAGCUUUGAUAUAGGAAUAGUUAAUCUACCAGUUAAUUGUUCCAGAUGCUUGGACUUUGACUGAUUGAGAAAUGCAUAAUUUGGUUUGAAGAUAUAAUCAGUAAGUGGUCAUGGGAACCACCACACAUACGGUAAUCAAUCACUAACUGGGGGAUUCGAACUCUGGAGUCAGUGGUGUGAUGGAAAGCAUUCCCCGACAUGAUAUUCCAAAUGCCUAUGUUUUCCAAUUCUACAACGUAAAAAGCAUUUGACUUCAUCUUUAAUUGAAUGUAGAAUAUACUAUUAUGUCUUUCAAAAAAAGUAUUUUCUGCAUGUGUAAUCGUGUUACAAUCAUGUUUAUAUCUAGUAGCAGGCUACUAUAAUUCAUUAUCUCUGAUCAUCCUAUCUCAAUCAAUAUAUUUACUGGUCUUGAA
Styela clava is the source of this 5401-nucleotide messenger RNA. RefSeq lists its product as uncharacterized. The record is from RefSeq and is a predicted model, not a curated record. NCBI's taxonomy places the organism in Eukaryota, Metazoa, Chordata, Ascidiacea, Stolidobranchia, Styelidae. Gene Ontology annotation, molecular function: protein binding. Gene Ontology annotation, biological process: morphogenesis of a branching epithelium.